AUGUAUCCUGUGGCGCGUCUCUUGUACGUAUAUACGAAGGUACGCGGCUACAAGCUUAUAUCACGAUUUUUGCCGCACAAAGUACAAGAUAUUGUGCCGCUCUUGCACCAACUUGAGUGCAUGCACGCGUCGCGACCACCGUGGGAGCUUAUAUAUGUGACUCUCCUGUGGCUCUCGCUUGUGGUGCUGGUACCUUUUCCUUUACAACGAGGGACUGGUGCAUCAAUUCUCGAACGCGUCGAACGCGUCACUCGCUUAUAUGUAUCACGUUCAGGGAAAGAGCGCGAUGCGGCAAGCAUAGUGCUGGGUAGGCUUUAUCGACGCCGAGACACGCCUAGUGUUCUGUUUACUUCUUUCCUAACGUGGUCGGAGCAGCAACUCACGGAGACCGCUCGUAUGUCUUCCUUUCUUGCGACAGGAACACUGCAGACGCUAUGCGAGAUUCUCAAAAAUGCCGAUGCUCCUUUGGUUCAAGAACAUUACGAUGCAAUUCGCCAUGUCUUGGCUACAUUCCGCACGUUGGAGCAGGGGCGCAAUGGGUUAGUCAUUCGAUAUAUUGUCAAGCUCGAAGGGCGUCUGGCUCUGCACCUUCUCUCUACGGCAAUAAAAAUGCGUGCUGGCGUUAUCGAUGCGAACUUAGAAACUCACAUCGAUACUCUCAUGCAAGCAUUGGCCUACUCCGACUCACGCGUUCGUUACAGUGCUGCAAAAGGUCUGGCUCGCAUAAGUGCAUGUUUACCAGCUGCGCUCCGUCAGCAAAUAGUGGUGGCACUGCUCGAUAUGCUUGCGGAGCAUAUCCUACCAGACACCAUGCCUAGUGCUGCGCUGUCAUCCGAUGAAACAUUCGAUUUUCAGACGUGCGAAAAACUGCGUGAAACCGACUUGCAUGCCGUGUCAGAGUGCACAUGGCACGGGGUUUGCCUCGCAUUAGCGGAGCAUGUGCGUCGUACGUGUGUACCAUCGAACAUGUAUGUGCGCGUCAUUUACUGGGUGCUAACGGCUCUUGCAUUUGACGUGCGACGGGCCACCGGAUCUACCGGGACGAGUGUGCGCGAUGCGAGUUGCUACGUGCUGUGGUCUCUUGCCCGUGCACGGGAUGCUUCAUCCACGCUUGGUCCUUUUGCACCAGCCAUUGCGCAGUAUCUCGUUGUUUCCAUCACACUGGAUCGCGAAGUAUCAAUUCGACGUGCAUCGAGCGCGGCCUUUCAGGAGUGGGUCGGCCGCACGAGCUGUAUUCCCCAUGGGAUUGACAUAUUGCGUAAGACGGAUUUUGCGGCCGUGGGCCCGCUUCGGCAUGCGUAUCUUGAUUGUGCGCCAUACAUAGCCACAUGGCCCGUGUACCGCGGCGUACUCCUGCAACACAUGAUGCGAGUUUCGCUCACUCACUGGGACGCAGCGAUUCGCGUCCUUGGUGCUGAAGCAAUCGGCAAGAUUGUGUCGAUGGACAAAAGCGCUGCCUCCAGUAUCAUGCAACAUCUCAUGGCUCGUGUGCAAAAAACAAAAGACCAAACACUGGUUCAUGGUGCAUUACUCGCGCUGGUUUCGCUUGCUCGGGUCGAUUCGGUGCUAGCUCCGGAAGCGUCUCGUGCUGCGUUAGAAGUCUCUGCGUCCAUGCUGUCGUUGUCGACGCAAAGCGCCGCAGCUGUCUUGGAAGCUGCAUGUCGACUGGUGGCCCUUGCUGCAUUGCCGCUGCAAGUGCAGCAUGUGUCAGACGCUUAUCGAGGGAACGUAUCCAAACUCCUCCAUAUGGCUCUAGCACGUCCGGAAAUAGCUGUUCAAGAUGCUGCUGUUGACGCCAUCGAGGCCUGGAAAGACGACGAGCAGGUAGCACAUGCAUAUGUACGUCGUGCGCUCGAUACAUGGACCACGUUAAACGACGACAUGCAGCGGGCGGCCGCCAAAGUCAUGGGUGUUGUGCCAGUGCGCCCCGAGGAACAAAGCGCGCUUUUGUGUGCGUGUCUUGAUCGACAAGCGCCCUUCUCUUCGAAGCUACGUGUCGAGACGCGGUGUGCCGCGGCGGCGUCGCUUGCUCGCUUGUGUGUGCAGCCUACUGAAGUCGUGCGUGUAUUGCAGCAGGGUCUGCACGACAUGACGACUGACCAGCGCGGAGACGUGGGAUCUUGGGUUCGUCUAGCUUGCAUGGAUAGCUUGGGGCAUGUUUUUUGUGACUGGGAUGUCGACGUGCCAGCGUUGGAAUCUGCAUGGGUGGACAUGGUCGGCAUGCUAAUGGAGCGGAUCGACGCAGUGCGUGUGAAAGCCGGGCAUAUCGUGCGCCGCGUAGCUGAUAUACAUGCCACUGCAUUACCGAAUGGCGAAAGUAUUCUUGCCGUCGUGGCUGAGCCUGAAGAGCUUCGCAAUGCACCGUAUGCAUUCUCGGUGCUAGUACCUUUGAUGAGCCUUGAGCGAUAUCGGGCUUCAUUGCUGUACACGCUCUCGCGUACGAUCGGCAGUCGAUCUGAGAUGGCGCUUCGUGAGGCGGGGCAGGCAUUGGUCGAUUGGGCUCUGACUGUGCCAGACGAGUGUGUACACGACAUUCUUGUGCUUUUACAUCACCGCGCCCAGGCACAUGUUCGUGAAAACCGGGUGUUUGUACCGAUUCUUCAAACCAUUCUGCUUCUUCUUGAUUGGGACGUGCAUAAGCGUAAGAGCGAGGACGUAAAUCGAAUGUACGUGACGCGCGCACGCGUGGAAGGGAGGGAGGGGGUCGACUUUUGGAUUCCUGGGGGCUUGCUUACCUGA
Messenger RNA from Malassezia globosa CBS 7966, 2739 nucleotides. RefSeq lists its product as uncharacterized. Gene Ontology annotation, biological process: microtubule cytoskeleton organization; post-chaperonin tubulin folding pathway; tubulin complex assembly. The coding region runs from base 1 to 2739 and encodes 912 amino acids. The transcript has a single exon. The record is from RefSeq and is a predicted model, not a curated record. Gene Ontology annotation, molecular function: GTPase activator activity; beta-tubulin binding. Lineage: Eukaryota; Fungi; Basidiomycota; Malasseziomycetes; Malasseziales; Malasseziaceae.